Molecule: messenger RNA, 1509 nt
Organism: Linum tenue
Lineage: Eukaryota; Viridiplantae; Streptophyta; Magnoliopsida; Malpighiales; Linaceae
Source: the annotation of a GenBank genome assembly
UUAAACCAAAACUCAUCAAAUCAAAUGGCCAUCAUACCACUACUUGCCAUUUUGCUACUAAUUCUCCUCUCCUUCACAUUCCUCCUAUGGCGGCCUUCCAUAACUAGUAUUAUUAGGAACAAAAACUUCUCCAUGCUCGAAUGGCCGCUGCUAGGCAUGCUUCCCGGCCUCCUUUGGAACGUGUGGGCCGACGAUCUCCAUGGCUGCAUCACUAGAACCCUCAAAGAAAACGGCGGCACGAUCGUGUUCAAAGGCCCGUGGUUCGCCGACAUGGACUUCAUCGUCACCUGCGAUCCCAUCAACGCCCACCACAUCUUCAGCAAGAGCUACGCCAAGUACGGGAAAAACGAAGAUUUCAGAGCCAUGUUCGAGGUCCUGGGAGACGGCAUCUUCAACGUGGACGGCGAGUCGUGGAAGUUCCAGCGCCAGAUGCUCCAUUCCAUCCUCAACAACGAGGAACUACAGAACCACAUGACGACAACCCUCAAGCUGAAGAUGGAGGGCACCUUGUUCCCAGUUCUCGAUGCGAGAGUCGGAGCUGAGGUGGACAUGCAGGACGUGGCAAAGAUGUUCAUGUUCGACAACAUUUGCCUCUGGGUUUUAGGGUUUGAUCCAGGUUACCUGUGUGUGGAUGGGCGUUCAAAAACUUUCUCCUGUGGGAAAGCAUUCGAGGAAAUCGAGGAGGGGAUCAUAUACCGACAUAUAGUGCCCAAAGGUGUCUGGGAGUUCCAGAAAAGGUUUGAGAUUGGUUCGGAGAAGAAGAUAAGUCUAAGUACGAAGGUGUUGGAUGAGUUCUUAUACAAUGCCGUCAAGAUCAAGAAACAAGAGAUGGUGCACAAAGAGGAGCAAAGACAACAUCACGACAUCCUAACACAAUGGUUGUUGGCUGACCAUCAGAGUACAGACAAGUUUCUAAGAGACAUCGCGUUUACACUAAUUUCAGCUGGGAGGGACACCCUAUCUUCCACUCUGUCUUUGUUGCUCUGGUUGGUCGCGACCCACCCUGACGUUGAGAGAAAGAUUCUUGGGGAGAUCGAACGAGUAAUGAUAGUCAUGACUAAUAGAGGGACUUCGAGGUUUCUGAUCAGCAAGGAUGAUUUAAAUGAGUUAGUGUACCUUCAUGCCGCCAUUUACGAGACAUUGAGGUUGUACCCACCAUUGCCAUUCGAGCACCGAUGCGCCACUGAAGCUGACGUGCUCCCUAGCGGCCACAGAGUUCAUAAGGGAAUGAGGAUGUUGUUCUCCAUGUACUCCAUGGGGAGGAUGGAAGAGACAUGGGGGAAAGAUUGCACGGAUUUCAAGCCAGAAAGAUGGAUUUCAGAUGAAGGAAACAUAAUUCAUGUUCCGUCGCAAAAGUUCAUGACUUUUUUGACAGGACCUAGGACUUGUUUGGGGAAGGCGAUGUCUUUCAUGCUACUUAAGUUCAUGGUUAGUUCAAUUCUUUGGAACUACAAAUUUGAAAUGGUAGAGGGUCACGUCGUGAAGCCAACACCAUCCAUGAGCCUAUGA